Molecule: messenger RNA, 1827 nt
Organism: Pocillopora verrucosa
Lineage: Eukaryota; Metazoa; Cnidaria; Anthozoa; Scleractinia; Pocilloporidae
Product: histamine H2 receptor-like
Biological process (GO): G protein-coupled receptor signaling pathway
Cellular component (GO): plasma membrane
Molecular function (GO): G protein-coupled receptor activity
Source: RefSeq, a predicted model, not a curated record
AGUAGCUUUGAAGACAAAUUGAAUGUGUCUGUUGUUGUUUUUCCGUGGUGAUAGAUCAGCAGAUCAGUGAUGAAUAAUGUGGUAGAAAGGUCGAUUAAAGGUGGACAAACAGGCACGUUUCAUCGCCUAAGCUUGAGAACCAUGUAGUAACUGUUUCGGAAAUGGCUGCUUUAUCAGAAACUCAUCGCAACAACUCAAGGAUUAAUUCCUCGAAUUUGAAUUCAAUGGCUUUACCAACGACGCCGUCUUUCCGUUCCCCGUGCGAUGACCCAAGACUUUUCGCGAGUUCUGCAGUUUCUGUGGUCGUUGCUUCAUGCUACGCAAUACUUAUACCGGUAACCCUGUUAGGUAACGGCUCAGUGAUUGCAGCCUUCGCUGCGAACGCCAGGCUACGAACUGCCACAAAUAUCUUGAUCCUCGGCCUCGCGGCCAGCGAUUUGCUAGUAGGAGCGUUUGCAGUUCCAUUCUGGACGUUCAUUGUUUCGCACGCAGAUAUAACGGCGGGUCACUGUUACUCAACGUAUUUGAUUUACAUAAGCUUUGACAUUUUCGCAGGAUGUGCGUCAAUCCUGCAGCUCACUGCUAUCGCUUUGGAACGUUUCCUCUCGACGCAAUGGCCGCUGUUUCAUCGCAAGUUGCCGCAAUAUGUCUAUUGCAUCAUGUUGCUGGUUUCAUGGCUCUGCGCUUUAACGAUGGCAGCUCUACAACCGUUGCAGGCGAAAACGGAGACAUGGCGGAAGAGCUACACUGUAGCUUUAUUCGUAUCCUGUUGUUGCUCUCCGUUGGUAAUCAUUGUGACUUCCUAUUGCUAUAUUUUCAAAAUCAGUCGGUUUCAGGGCAGAAGGCGCAAGACAAGUUCUUCCAAGCGCUGUGGGCUGACUCCCGGUGGAGCGAUCAAGGAACUUAACGUUGCUAUCACAGUGGCGGUAAUCACUGUCCUCUUUGUAACUGCUUGGUUUCCAUUCUUCGUCGUUACCGUUAUUGCUACGUUUUGCUUGAGGUGUUUACCGUCCCCGCCUGCUCUUCUGCAUCUGGUCAAGUUCCUCAAGUUCUUACAAUACAGCAGUAGUGCUAUAAAUCCCUAUAUAUAUGCUUACAGAAACACAGAAAUGCGGAAGACACUGGCGAAAAUUGCUAGAAAACUUUUCCCGUGCGAUCUGGGGAUCGGAACAAGAAAUGUCAUUGAUAGAGGAGACUCUAUUCAGCGCUAUCGACAGUCAAUAAUACAAGCCGAUAAAAAACCUGAAUGUUAUCAGACAAUUUCGAGGAACAAUCUCUCUUCAGCGGGAGAGGUUUUCGUGCAAGACACGAAAAGCAAACCCGCUAAAAAAUCACAAAAGAAAAACAAAAAGAAAACAAAAGUGAUUUAUUUGUAGAUACGGUUGUUUUCAUUCCUACACAAUGAUGUUUUAACUUUGUUUUAUUGAAAUGUGACACCAAACAGUGAUUUAUUUUUUGAUAGAUAUAAUAUAUACAAUUAUAGAUCCCGAAGUUUCAGUUCUCAUUUUUGUAGUACUACGUAAAUCGGAAACGUUUUGGCACAGCUUUCCCUAAAUCGUUUAGCACUUCGGUGGAGCCACAAGUUUAAACAGUGUUGUCCAAAAACUAGCGAUAAAUUUUUUCUUGAAAUGUCCUGAAAAAUGCUUCAUCAAACGAUGAAAUUCAGUCAAAUCUUAGACAGAGAGAAGAUUCUUGAUUUCGUUAUUCAAGCAUGUAUAAGAAUGUUUCUCCCCCUGGAGGUCCAGCUAAAAGUGAAAACCUAUAAUUAUUAGGAUCAAAAAUGGAUUAGCCGCGAGCGACCUUUUUUGUACCUAUUUUUUAACUCAG